This is a messenger RNA of Rhopalosiphum maidis (corn leaf aphid), 2347 nucleotides long. Its product is annotated as amyloid protein-binding protein 2-like. Gene Ontology annotation, molecular function: protein binding. Lineage: Eukaryota; Metazoa; Arthropoda; Insecta; Hemiptera; Aphididae. Bases 243 to 2252 code for a protein of 669 amino acids. Gene Ontology annotation, biological process: intracellular protein transport. The record is from RefSeq and is a predicted model, not a curated record. The transcript has 13 exons.
AGACACAUUGUUAUCAACGUUACUGAUAACAGUGUCACGGUGAUAACACAAGAUUUAAGACAUUAAAACAUUAGACAAUUAAAUAAUUCCAGAUGGGAAUUCUUUGAUGUCGAAUUACCUUUAAUUCUUAGUUCUAAGUUGUAGUCUAGUCACAGAUACGUGGAAAUAAUACACAAACCAAUUUUAAAUGAAGUCUUCGUCAAACUGUCAUAAAUAAUAUACUAGUUUGUUUCACUAUAAUUAUGAGUAAUUCUAGUCCUAAUGUUGAGUCACUUUACAAUAAGUCAUUAAAUCAGUUAUGCUAUUCUAUGAACGAAGACAUCCUGUUAAAUGUGUUGAAGUGGUUACCACCAUCAAUCAGUUUGCAAAUCGUGUGGAAGGUCUUACGUGUAAAUGAUGGUAGUGAAAAAUUUAUUUAUAAUCAUAUGCUCCCAGAUAGUGAACUAUCUUCAAUUAAUCGAGGACGUGAAAUUGCUCAAAUGUCAUUACACAAUUCAGGCUAUACAGCACCCGUCUCUUAUAGACAGAUGAGCUCUGAAACACAUGAAGGAUUUGCCACCAUACAACAAACUAAAUUUGUUGAUCAUUUCAAUUUUUCUCUUCAUUUUGAUUUAAAUUUGUUUUCAAAAUUUGUGGAUGUCACCAACUAUCGAAGUGAACUGUUUACUAUUUUCCAGAUUUGUGUACAAAUGAAUGGUUUUCAAUUUCCCAAACAAUUAGCUGAUGAAUGGAUAAAAAUAGAUAUACAAGAUAACAAUGACAAUGUAUAUGUUCAUCAUAUUGAUCAAGGUCUCAAAUUAGGAAUUUUUCUUGGGGAUGCCGGCUGGUUCAGUGAAUGUGCUCUAGUCUUAUCACACACACAUCAAAUAAUUACUACAAAAUGGGUGUGUCAUGACCAAAAUUUAAAACUUGUCAAAAUUAUUCAAUGCUUAACCAAGUGGUUAUUAGUAGUGUCAAAUUACCAUAAUUUUGAUGAAGCUAAAGUAGUCUUACAACAUAUGCUACAAACUAUUGGUAUCAUCGAAAAAUUAGAAGAAAGAACAUUGUGCAUAGCGUAUGCCUAUGUAGCAGUUUCACAAUAUUACUAUGUAUUAAUGGAAUUUAAUGAGGCUUGGUCAUGGGCAGUGAAAGCUGUCUAUGAACUUCGGGAUAAGAGUGCUGAUAUUUUAAAACUAUUGGUAAUAAGUCAUGCUGUUAGAGUUUGUUCUGUUUUGAACAAACUGAGCACAGCGAGAAAAUUGCUUAAUCAAUUGCACACAUACGAAAAAGAAAUUGAUCAAAAUAUUCAUGUUGAUAUGUUAUUGAAUGAAGCAUGCUACUCAUUGAAAGCAGAUUUAGCAAAAGAUAGCAUUAACAGUUACUAUAUUGCAUUAGAUUCUAGAAGAAAUUUAUUUGGUUAUUACAAUUUACAUACUGCAAUUGUUUUUGUUGAUUAUGCAUAUGCUCGAUAUGUUUGCGAUUAUUCGACAACCGACUUCAAUGAAGCUAUGCGAAGCAUAUUACAAGGUAUAUUUAUCAUGGAAAAAAUUGGUUUACCAAAUGAUAAUAUGUUGUUAGUAAAUGCUGGACGAAUAAAGGCAUUGAUACUAGAAGAAAAAGCAUUAGACAUAAUGGACAGAGGUAUUGAUAUUUACCUUCAUGAUGGUAUCCGAGAUUUACAAGCAGAUGGAAUAAAACGAUUGUUGGAAAGAAUGAAGAAAAACAUGUUAAAUGAAGCUGAAGCCCUUCAUUUAAAAGCAUUACAAGUUUCUUUACAAGCAGUUGGAGUGAAAGCCCUGCUUACGGCAAAAUCAUACUGUAAUCUAGGAAGACUUUAUCAAAGCCAGGAAAAAUUUACGGAAUCUGAAAAAAUGCAUUUAAAAGCUAUUGAAAUCAAAGAAUCAAUUUUAGGUAAAGAUAACCCAGAAGUUGCUCUAUCUUUAGGUCACUUAGCUAGUUUGUACACAUAUCAAUUAAAAAAAUAUGAAGAAGCAGAAGUACUUUAUUUGCGUUCAAAAACGAUAUACGAAACUACCUAUGGUCGACAGUAUACAGGAUUACUGUAUGAUUUCCAAGGAUUGGUAGAAGUUUAUCGAGAACUAAAUAAUACUGAAAAGUAUAAUCAAUAUACUGAAAAUAUAUUAAGAUUUCAUGAAACACGUGAAGCUUGGUUACAUGAGGUGCACACUGCAACUGAUGAAAACUGUACUAAAGAUGACUUAAGUUUAGAAAAGUUUAAAUGCAUACUGAAUGAAUGCGCUUGUGACAAGUAGUAAAUUUAAAUAGAAAAUUAAUUAGAAAACUAAAAUUAAAAAUUGAUAUAAAAAUAUAAUAUUUAUUAAUAUUUAAUUUUGUGUUUAUAAAAGUA